UUUACAUUCUGUUCUUGUCGCGUUGUGUGGAGCCAUUACCCUCGUUCGCGCUGCAGCAUCGUGCCAUAUUCCCACUCGCGCCCUAAAAUUAACAACAUUCUCGUAGUUUUAAGUGAAAUAUUAUGAGAGUGAAGACCGAAAUGGACGACGACGAAAAGGGUAAAUUAUUCGUCGGUGGAUUGUCAUGGGAGACUACCCAAGAAAAUCUCCAACGAUAUUUCGGCCGUUAUGGCGAAGUUAUCGAUUGUGUUGUUAUGAAGAACAGUGAAUCUGGGCGCAGUCGUGGAUUUGGAUUUGUAACAUUUAGUGAUCCUGCUAAUGUUUCUCUGGUUCUGCAAAAUGGACCUCAUCAACUUGACGGACGUACGAUUGAUCCAAAACCAUGUAAUCCACGGACUCUUCAAAAGCCCAAGCGUAGCGGUGGAUUCCCAAAAGUUUUUCUUGGUGGCUUGCCAAGUAAUGUGACGGAGACUGACUUAAGGUCGUACUUUACUCGCUUUGGCAAAGUUAUGGAAGUGGUCAUAAUGUAUGAUCAGGAAAAGAAAAAAUCACGAGGAUUUGGCUUUCUAAGUUUCGAGGACGAAGAAGCUGUGGAUCGAUGUGUCGCUGAACAUUUCGUCAACUUGAAUGGAAAACAGGUUGAGAUAAAACGCGCGGAACCACGAGACUCUUCGAGUAAGAUGAAUGAUAGUCAUCAGGGUCAGUGGGGCCCGCCUCAGCAGGGUGGCCCGCCGAUGGGAAUGGCUGGAAACAUGGGGCCUAUGGGUGGACCAAACGGACAGAUGGGUGGACCCAUGAUGGGAGGACCGAUGGGUCCGCCUGGUAACAUGAUGCAACAAUAUCAGGGUUGGGGUACCAGUCCGCAAACAGGUGGAUAUGCCGGCUAUAGCACUCAAUAUAACGCUCAGGGUUGGGGUGCACCACCAGGACCACCUCAACAGCAGCAAAUUCCGCCACCUCCACCGCAUCAGUGGGGUAGCAGCUACAAUGUUCAGCCGGCUGCUGCUACUCAGGGCUAUGGAAGCUAUGGUGGGCCGGCGGCGGCCGCUUCAGGGGGCUACGGGCCCACGGCGGGUACUGGCGGGGCUGCGGGGGGCGGGCCCGGGGGCUCCUGGAGUUCCUGGAACAUGCCACAGAAUGGGCCUCCUCCUGGGACCCAGCCCCCACCCCAGCCCCCUCAGCCCAACUCCUCGCAGCCCAACUCCAACUCGAACCCCUCUGGCCCGCAGGGUGACAUGUAUUCGCGGCAAAACACCGGCUCAGGUGCACCCGGAUCUAGUAGCAGUUCGGCUAAGACUCCAGAUUAUACUGGGUAUUCCGCGUACAGUAAUUAUGCUGACACCACUUAUCCUCAGCGUUCGUAUCAGGGAGGAGAAAGCAACCAAGAUUUGCGCAGAUACGAAGGUUUAUUACAACAAAUGGACAGGAGUGAAGAGAGGGAGACAGUCGAUUCUAUUAAAAGGAUAAGACACACAAACACACCUUUACACGAUACACACUUACAUUUUUACUCUGAGAAGAUCCUUAAAAACAUACAGCACUGGAAAGAAGAGUGAAUCAGGGAGUGUAAUCAGUAAUUUUUGACAAAAGCCACGAGUGCAUUAACGAAUUGGACGAGUUAGCUAGAUGAUGAAAUAAAUAAAGUCUUGUAAAACGUGUAAUUAUUUUGAUCAUCGAAUCUCGAGACACGUGAUCGAGAGACUAAAUAAUUUUUAGAUUUUAUUAGACCGCUAUUUGAGAAUUAAUGAAAGAAAAAAUAAUUAAUAAGGAGAACAUUUUUAAGGUUUUCUUCUUUUUUUUUUGACACAUGGGGGGGGGAUGCACACCGCCACCUUUUAUUUUGCUCGAAAACGGACGAAGAGUUAUUUCAAUUUUAGUAGAAUGGAAUUCCUACAGUCGUUGGGAUGCUUUAAAAUAAUAUCUCGCACACGGUACGAUGAGAGAAUCGAUCGAUCUACUUUUAUCAUAUUUUAGUGUGAAGUAAUAAGGUAAUAAACGUAAAGUUGGUAAUGAUUGUAACGAUAAUAAAUGAAAUUAUUAACUGUAAUAACAUGACCUGUAUACUUGUAAACUUUUAGCAUUGUAUUGGUAAGGUCGUGUCCCCUUACGAGAUAAUCAUAAUUAAAUAGCAUAAAAUAAAGAUAAACGAGAAAAAAUCUAUGGUAGUAAGUUUAGUAGUAUCACGAGUGUGCCGCAUGCGCAUUUAGAUAUUUGCAUAUGCGAUGUGUGACUUCCUGCAAAAAGUGGCGGGCGCGCGUUACGCCCAUCUCGAAUAAUAAAGACAUAUAUUUGUUAAAUGACCUUUACGCUCGCGCGCUUUCUGUUCGUCUUAUACCCAGUGCCCCGAAUUUAAUGUCUCCCUGUGCUGAAAAAGGAUGUUCGACUUUUUGCAGUUUGCUAUGAAACGAUGAAAUAUCAUACUGUAAAGCGAAGAAAUUUAGCGUAUCUGAUUGUCUGGAUUGGAAUUCCUUGAUUGAGAAAAAGAAAAAAAAAAGGAAAUAGAAAAAAAAAACUCGUAAGUGUGAACUGUAUAAGAAAAGUGAAUGUGGCGCCUAUAAAUCUUGAAUUAAAAUUAUCAUUUUUAAAAGGAAGCUUAUAAACGAAGGAUAUUAUACAAAUAAAAGCGAGCAGUUGCUUGAAAUGUUUAAGUUAUUUUAAGAUGUUUUUUUAUUUUGUGCUUGAUGUAAAACAGAGUUAUUAUUUGUAAGAACUUAAUAAAUUGAAAACAGCAGGGAAUUGUGAAAACGCAAAAGAUAUUUAUAAAUCAACAUACAGUAAAUUAUGAAAACGUUUCAGCCCAAUUUCAGGUCCUCUUCAGUCUGACAGAAUAUAACAAAGGAAGGGAAGAGUUGAUUGUUAAAAAUGUCAGAAUUUAAUACAGUAGUUUGAACAAAUAAAUGAAAGUAAAAUGGGAUGUGAAUUUAACGGUAUUGAUGAUUAAGGAUAAACAAAUUAAAUAAUAAUUAUUAGUUGAAAACAGUUACAUAUUUAACUGCUCUGGCGUGUCUGUAGAACUGAAGAGCUCAAAGAUAAAGCUAUGAGUGAGAUAAUGAGGCUUGAAGUCGGACAUUCUUUGGACAGCACAGAGGUGUACGUUCCAGGCCAAGGCGCAUGGUCUCAACAGAGAAUCAAACAUGUUUUUUAAAUACAUAAAAAAGCCGCAAGCUACCAUAAAAUUUAAAAACAGGAUAGGAUAAAAAGAGAGGAAGGAAGGUAUAGGUGUUUCGAAGCGAGGAGGGAUAGGGAGAGAAAGAGAGAGAGAAAGAGAGAGAGAGAGAGAGAGCGAGAGAAAGAGAGAAAGAGAGAGUGAGAAAAAAAGUAGAUGAAAGAAACUAGAGCAUAAUUUUUUUCGUCGCUUUUAUAAUGAUAAUAAUUAAUGAAUGCUGCAUUGCUGCUGAAAUGCUAUCAGAUCAACAUAGAGGAUAUGUUGAGAAAACACUAUUUACACGCUACUUUCUUGUGUAUCUAUAUAUAUUCAUUACGACAUAUGUGUAUGUAACACGCACUCGUAUGUCUGCUCGUGUAAAUGUAUACCUUUAAAAAUAUAUGCGUUUAUCGAUAGGGAUUAUAAGUAUUUUUUUAAAGGUAUGUACGUUAUAUGCACGAUCAUUCGUGCACGCGUAUGUCCGACAUAUAUACGUAUAUGUGUACCACACUUUUACACAUACACACGCGCGUACAUAUAUAUAUAUAUAUAUACAUAUAUAUAUAUAUAUUAUCUAAAUAUGUAUAGCCGUACACACAAACAUCAGAUACACACACUAUUCUUUUCUUUUCAUUUGUUAGAGAAAGAAAAUAGAGGUGUUAUGUCGAUGCUGUUGCUGGAGUAAUGUUGGUUGCAAGAAUAUUUUUCAUCAGUCGUUGUAGGUGUCGAUAACAAUACAAUUUCAGCUUAUUCUCAAUUUUCGGAUUGACAUAAUAUGCUGAAAUCGAGACUGAAGCUUUGCAACUUGCUUAAGUCGUACACUUUUCUUGUGUUAUCCAUUCUGAACAUACAAAGUAGACGUGUAUUCCGUGAAAAGGCGCAUAGAACACUAUGCGUGAGUAUAUAGAAAUGAAAAUUUAUCGAUCUUUCGUUAGAGGAGGAUCGGAUCUUUUUCCGGUAAUGAUAUGUUGUUCGGAGGAAUUCACGUCUUUGUAUGAUUGCCUUGGUAAAUUUUUGGUGAAUAAUUAAGUUUGACAUAGGAUUCGUAAGAACAAGCCAACGAUAAGUUAUUUAACAUGAAGUUACCGCUUCAAUGCAAUUCAAUAGAAUUCAAUAGUUAGGCUCGACGUAAGCAUAGUUAUUCCAUCUUUUGCAUUAAUAACGAUUUUAAUAUGCCAAAUUUCCUACGUCUCAGCACAAUCAUUUCUACGAUAACUUUCUGAAUAAAAAAAAUUUGCUUCCUGUUAUCUCGUUACGCAAAUAUGCUCCGAGUGGCGCGCAACUUUUUCUUCGCAACUUUUGCGAAUAACUCACGUCCAAGAUAUUUCUUGCAACUGAGACUACUAAAGUUUAGAGUAGUACAACGAACGGCGACGAAUGAAACUCGAAAGAAAACAAUUGGGAUUGCCAUUAUUUAUUGCAAACACCAUUUGUUUUGGCAUCUCGCGGUGUCACAUCUGCAUGUCACAUUUGCGAUCGCGUCGGGCAAAUCGGUGCCGGGCGUGGGGAUCGAUAUAUUAUCCACCGAUCGAUCUUGUCAGGGUGUAUUCUAAGCGCGAAACUCGAAAGUAAACUCCUUGAGAACCAGUCGGAAAGUCCUAGUAACACGCAGUUAAUCCGUUCUCUCUUAAGUAAGCCAGUCUCUAAGUCACCUUGGGACCCGAAAAAAAAGAAACACUUUCUUAUUUAAGUGCUAGUUAAUUAACGGUAACUUUUAGAAGUAUCGCAAGGGCCGAGUGGGAGUAUCACGUAUAACACAAUAUUCGAUUAUGUUUGGACGAAUAAGUAAUUAAGCCUGGCACAUGUUUGAUUGCGCAACAUUGCCAGUAGAUCGAUGUAAAGUGUAAACUAGUUGUAAUUCGUAACUUAAUUAAUUGACGAAAGAACUGACUGCGCGACGAGGGUUUCAUAAUUGUUGGAUUUAUAUUUAAUUAGAUUUUGGUUAUCAUAUGUGAAUUGACGCGAGACUAGAGAUAUACGAUACCUGUAAAUUUUUUAUUCUACGAUAUUAUAGUGCGCUUCUUUCGUGCGCGCGUGAAUACGCGCGGCGAUGGGUCGCGCGAUGCAUUUUACAACUUAAUGAAAAAGAGGACAUAACGUGAAUCUGUGAAUCAAUAGUUUAUCUUUCGCGUAGAACAUCACGAUUAAUGUUAGGUGGUACGUUCAAUCAGUAACUAGAUCAUUAUGGGAACUUAAUUAAGACUUUACCACUAAUGGCUAAUUAAAUGACCAAUCGCGCGAUCAUGUGUGUACGAAUAAGAUGUGCAUCCCGUAUUAUCAUACGGACGGUCGGCAACUCAUAAAUUUUUAUUACUACUGUAAUGGUGUACUGCGUUUUCUCUAAAAUAUUAAACAAUUUACAUAAGAAAUUAUUUAUUAUGAGAAAAUUAUAUUUUUUAAACUUUGUUUUAUUUAAUGAUGUAUAUGUAUCUCGAUAAGGUGCAUCUUCCAAAUAUCUUCCUAUUUUACAUUUAUUUAUAAAUAAAUAAGUAUUUAUUUAUUUUUUAAUUGUAAUUUUUAAUUCUAACGGCCAAGUUUGCACAGUUGCUGACCACUUAUCUAGCUCGCUAAAUAUGUCGAACCUUUUGCAUUUAAUGAGAGUUCUCUACGCUUGCGAUUCGGACGCGACGCAAAUGUGACGCACAAGAAAUCGAUCACACACCGUCUUCGUAGACGCUUUUAAGGUAUAGCGCAUGUACACGUGAGGAUUUAUGUACAAGUGGAACUUGGAGAACUUUAUCGAUUAGAGUAUCGCGUUCUCCCAUUUCUAUUUCGGGGGGAUUGCUCGUCGUACACAUUCGAUAAACUACAUUGAAUAUAAAAUAGUAUUUACACAGAUCCGUAUGCGCAUGUACUAACUAAAUAACUGUUUGUAUUUUAAUGAGUAAUAUUUAAUGUUUGAUGUUUAUCCAUCACAUUAUGUGCGUAAAUAUAGAAUUAUUGCGGAAACAACCGUAUUAUAUCGAUAGAGAGACCGGCGGCGAGCCUAGGGUCGGUUGGUGGUUGGAACGCAUUUUCCGGCAUUGUAGGUGCCUUAUGUUUGCUUUCUCUUGUUUGCAGACGAUUGACGAGUAAGAUUAAUCCACUUUGAUACAAUGCACUAUCGAUAAAAAUUCCAUGGUUUAUAAUAAUUUUAUGAUUAUAGAUUUUAAUUCUAUCGCCGAAAAAUAUUACACAGUAAUGCAUUUUACUUUGCUUUAUUGCUACUCAAAAAUUUCGAUCAUGCAAAAUUACGCACAUUAUUUCUUUUUUUUUUUUUACAAGUAUCUACAAUAGAUAAAUCAUUACGUCUUGAAGAGAUGAGAAACAAAAUAUUGAUAACAAUUAUGGAUGAAAAUUAAGUGUCAACAUGAUUUUGCUACCUCUCAAUUUUUUUAGAUCGAAAAAAUUGCUGUGGGAUUUAUUAACUACGAGAAUAGCUGGAGCCGAUACCGAGACGAUUCGCAUUUUCAGUUUUGAGAUUUAAUUCUCGAUUACGGUGCGCCAGUUAUCGAAAUCGAAAUAUACUUAGUUCACAUUUUGCUCAUUCCAGAAUUUCGUUGUUUCGUUGAAACGGACGAAAGAUCAGACCGACCGAUCGCGGCAGUAGCCCAAGUUAUUGCUAGGCCUUACUUUUUUUUUUGCGUUUUAACAGCACGCGUUAGUUAUAUUUAGUUUAACGCAUAAUUUCGCCGAGAGCGAAAAUACGUCCAACGACCACUGCCCUUCGUGGAGACACGUGAGCGGCGAUCUUUUUCGCGCCCAGCGCCGUUCGCAGAAGCGUAGCCUGGAGAAGGGAUCGCCAAGAAUCAUGAAUUAUUAUUAAUAACGAGUAGUCAGCAUAUUUUAUCGAGCUGAAUUAGGAAGGAAACAUUAAUAAUAAUCGCGCGUCUGCUGUUUCUCCUCGCGAGUCGCGUUUGCGCGAACUCGCGGCGCUUCAGCCCGAUUUGGAGAUAUUGCCAUGACACUUGAGCUUAGGAUAAAAAAAGCGGAAAAAAAUAACAAAACCUUAUUAAAAGAUAAAAGAAGUGUCAAAGUACUGCUACAAUUAUCACUAAUUAACUAUUAACGCGUUAGUACGACUCAAACCGAAGAGCGGGGUGGAAAAAGCAGGGGAAGAAGGUGGAAAUAGAGGGGAAAAAAACUGUACUGUUGUUAUUAAUUUCUAUUUGUAAUUAAUUAAUUAAUUGUCAUCAGCCAUGGCUUUACUAUUUUCUUGAUAAAAUACUAUAUAUCUUCUACAGCUUCUCGAGGCUUCGGAGUAAUGAGGCGCGUGUGAGAGAGAGAGAAAGAACGUAGCUUAGAUUUACUAAGGCGAGCGUGUUUAACGUUAAUUAAGAUCGAUGGGAGUUGGAGCUUAAUUGGUGUCGUAAGAAUCCUGUGCGGUCGAGCGCUGCGUGGGUGGCUGUAGGGGGCGGGGGUUGAGAGAGGGUGCGUGUGAAACGAAACGGGCGCAGCAGAAACCUGGACUCGGUUAGGAUAGAUAAAUAGACGUAUAUAAGACGACCUGGAAAGACUGGGAAUUAAUUAAAUCACACUCUCGGAAUAGUUAAUUAGGAAGGCUGGCUGUAAAGUCAAACGACUGUUCCGCGUUUAUUGUUACUAAUAGUUAAUGGGCUAUCUCUAACGUCUUACGGUCUAGUUUACUCGAUAUAAUGGGACAAAAAGUUGUUUAAUAAACUCGUUACCUCCGCCUAAGGAUGAAUAGCUGUUACGAAAAAAAAAAAGCAAUCGUAAGGUUAGCUGGGUAAGGCCGAAUUUCACGUUAAAAUAAAUACGCGGAUAGAAAGUACACACCGAAAGUGCUACACAAACACACACACACACACACUCACACACACACAACAGAGGUCUCUUUUCUUCGAACGAUAACGCGAGAUACGUAAUACGGAAGGAAGGAAAGUGCGAAGGAAAUUUUCGUUUUACAUCCGACAUUGACAAUUCACUAACUCCUCUCGAGUGCGGUUCGCAGUAUUGCAUUAUGUCACAUUCGAAUAUCUGGCUGUUUUAAAAAGAGCGUCUUUCAAAAUUAUGAACGUUACAAGAAAAAUUUCCAAAGUCGACGGCUUAUUUUCGUUCUCUUUUGCUGCAUCGGUACGAAUGUUACUUCGUACUUGGACAACAUAACUCUUCUUAAACGUGUCUUAAAAUCGCGACGGUACGAUCGUCGUAUAUUCCUUCACGAGGGAUACGACGACGUCGAACGUCGCGUCCGGGGUAGCGAAAGGUGACACGGGGUGAAAGAUGAAUGAAUGUGAAAAGUUGGGCGAGACGUCAUAGAGGUAAAUCGAUAUAAUUAUUGAUUAAGGGCUAAGUUGUGUACAAAUGUAUUAUAAAUUAACGAUUAUCUCAGAGUACCUUAACGCAGAAAGGAAAAAAAGUAAUUAAUGAAACUUCACUUGACUCGUUUUAAUUAUCAUGAAUACAAUAUUAUAUAUAUAGAGGCCCGCCGUCGCUUCUUUCAAUGGCGGGGGGCGAGAGCGCGGGUACGGUGCAUAGGAUCAAUAAUUAAGAUAUCGAUUAUUGUCUAAUUAAUUAAUUAAACUUGUAACUCUCGAAAUAAGGCCGUUGUAGACAAGUAUUAAAAUAGGAAAAGUGAGAUAUUUUUAAUGAAACAACAACAAAUGCCAACUAUUGUGUUCUCGUGAGAAUCAUAAUUAUUCCGUAAUUCUUAAGUAAAAAGAGGAAAGCGUAUCUAAGUCGUUGAUUAUAUAAGUCGUUGUAAUUUAAUUCUUUUGUUAGAAAGCAAAGACAACGGGAGAAAGUAAAAUGGGAUAUGAUAAAUCACAGGCAAGACGAAACGUACGCGAGUAAAAGAACGAAUGGACGAACGUGUGCACGAAACGAUGAUUCCGAGUGGUUGACAAAAUUGAGUGAUAAUGGAUUGAUAAGCACGAUGAUCGAGUGACUCUUGCGAAUAAUGAACGGUAGAUUGAAUGAGAAAUCGAAUAAAUUCGGGGUUUUCCGCUGAAUUUCUAAUAAUAUACAUGUGUGUGCAUGAAAGUUGAUUAACAAAAAAAAACAGUGACUUUUAUUACUCUUUGUUUUAUUUACUAAUUUAUACAAAACAAUUAUUAUUUUACUUACUGGGAUUUAUCAAUAUAUAUUGGAUGUUUAAUAUCACAAAUUAAAUUAAAUCUACAACUUUGUUUUAACAUCUCCAUUAAAAAUUGGGAUGUAAAGAAAUUAUCGAUAUUGUACGACUUCCAACUCAAAACUGUGAUUAGAUAUGGAAUAAAAAAAGAGAUAUUUAUCAAAAACGAAUCAUUAGUGUUCCAAUAAUUGCAUGAAAUUUAUUGUUGUCGAUUAUUUGUCAUCAUUAAACGAUAUUCAGAUUACAAAGGCUACAAAAAGUGUGCAAGAGAUUCGAGAAAAACCGAAUAGAUUCAAUUUCUCAGUGGAAAGGACGGUGUGAAUGAUGAGUGCGAUGAGGAAGAAUGAGUGAAGGAGAACCGCGUGAUUACGAGACGAGUGAUUACGAGUGAGCAUAGGCAUAAAUAUUCGAUGUUAACAACCAAACGGUGGACAUAUAUACUCACACACUAAGAGAGUGACGUUCUCACAUACAUUCUAGUAAUACAGGAUCAUAGAUUGUACGAGGUACAAGUGGCACGCGAUCAGGCGCGCCGAAUCAGGUUUAAGGUUUGCCAAAUCUUACUAAGUAAAAACCACGCGAAACAGAGUAAAGUUUAUUAAGCUGUAUUACGUAUAGCAUGUGUAGGGAGUACUUGCAUUAAAAAAAAACAUAGCUAAAAACCGUUAGUGCUUAUUAAAAACGAAGAUGUGAUGAUGAGUGUCGGUGCAAUAUUUCCAAAUCGACGCCCCUCGAACCUGCCGUUUGUCGGAAGAAACCAUCAGCCUUCAAACGAUCUUGCAUGUAAAACGUAAAAGGAAA
This is a messenger RNA of Linepithema humile (Argentine ant), 10019 nucleotides long. RefSeq names its product Heterogeneous nuclear ribonucleoprotein at 27C (gene Hrb27C). Gene Ontology annotation, molecular function: mRNA binding. Gene Ontology annotation, cellular component: cytoplasm. The record is from RefSeq and is a predicted model, not a curated record. NCBI's taxonomy places the organism in Eukaryota, Metazoa, Arthropoda, Insecta, Hymenoptera, Formicidae. Gene Ontology annotation, biological process: regulation of translation; central nervous system development.